Molecule: messenger RNA, 2331 nt
Organism: Hirsutella rhossiliensis
Lineage: Eukaryota; Fungi; Ascomycota; Sordariomycetes; Hypocreales; Ophiocordycipitaceae
Product: rhoGEF domain-containing protein
Exons: 8
Coding region: 1-2331 (776 amino acids)
Biological process (GO): regulation of GTPase activity
Cellular component (GO): cytoplasm
Molecular function (GO): guanyl-nucleotide exchange factor activity
Source: RefSeq, a predicted model, not a curated record
AUGUCUGCCUCUUCGCCCUCGUCCUCUCCUCCCCGUGCUUCGACUCCUGGCAUUCGUCACUGCAGCCAACAUGGCCGCUCGAUCGAUGAUCAGAGCCUGCACCUGGACAACGACGGGCUGCGGCCGAGCGCCAAUCAAGCCGAGUUGGCAUUGGGGCUUGGGGGCCUCCGUAUCGAAGGCUUUGACAUCCUCAAGACGUCGGAAAGCAUCGAGAAGCUUGGGGAAACUCUCCGGGCGCCAGGGUCCACCAGACGCGCGGCACGCGCCCUACAUGACAUCGAGCAGCCGACUGAAGAUGCGCCUGAAAACGAGGGACCCCAUGUUGCACGACCCUUCCACAAAUGGGUGCGAUCCUUUCACCGAAAGGCGAGGCAGAGGCCCCCCUUGUGGGGUUCGAACGCUGGAACUCAUCCCCAAUGGUUCCUGGGCCCGGAACACGACGAGCACGUCUCCCCUCGAGCGUCGGGCAAUCAAGAGUCCUCGUCCUCAGGCUCGUCAUUCAGGUUCGUCUCGGCUGUUCGAAGUGCUAGCGUCAGCCUCGCCAGCGUCAGUAUCGUGGCGCGGUCCAGGAGAAACAACGCGCUCUCGCAAUGCGUCUCCCGAACGGAUCGCAGCAGUGUAGCUUCUGCCUCUGGACCAAGGGUCUCCGAAGACAGCGCCAUGCUCGACAAGGUGGACGUGAUCGAUGCGGCCGCGACCGAACGUGCUCUGCAACGGCGACGCAUCUUGGAGGAGCUCAUCAGCACAGAGGAGGGCUACAUUGGAGAUGUUCGCUUUCUCAUGAACGUCUAUGUCACCAUUCUGGCCUCGCUCCCCGCCAUGUGCAUGGGUCUGCGAUCAUCAAUCAACAAGAACCUUACUGAAAUCGUGGAGCUUCAUGAGGAGAUUCUCGGCGAGCUCCAUCAAGCGGUACCUCACUCAGAAUACACCCAGUCUCAAAUGACCCCAAGCCUUGCCACCAGGACGAGCCCGCUUGCGAUCGAUGGGCCGGGGCAUCGCCGAUGGACCAGCGUGGAUGGGGUUAUGGGACACAACAACCGAAUGGCGUACCUUCAAGGUGUUCCUGGGAUGACGACGGAGCCUCAGGUGGCGGCAGAAGUGGCCAAGAUCUUUGCCAAAAAGAUGAAUCGGUUCUUCAUAUAUAAGGAGUAUGGAGCAAAAUAUGAGUUGAUGAUCAAGGACGUUGCCUCGGCCAACCAGGCCAUGCCGCAAUGGGAGACGUAUCAAAAGGGCCUCGAAACGCUUGCGUCAAUCCUCGGCUCCGCCAAAAAUGCCGACGAAAAGUCCAAAAAGGCCCUGACAAUGGGAGACUUGCUGGUCAAGCCCAUCCAGAGGGUCUGCAAAUAUCCGCUCCUCUUCGCCGAACUCCUCAAACACACGCCGGUGUCGGAUUGCCCCAACUCGCACAUGGAAGUUGACAGCGUUCUUACGAGGCUGCGAGAGGCAAUGGCGGAAAUCAAUCGUGCCACCGACGAUUCUCUGACCAAGGCCACGCUCGAGAGAACCUGGCUGCUGCAAGACCGGCUGGUAUUUUCCAACAAGAGGCUUGAUGCCGUGUCCAAGAAUCGAGUUCGCUCCUUUGGCCACAUUCGUCUUUGCGGCACGCUGCACGUCUGUUGGCAAUCACCGAGUGGAGUCGAUGGACAGUACUUGAUCUGUCUUUUAUACCGCGACGUCCUCUGCCUUGCCUCGGCGGGGAAAGCAGAUCAAAUAUAUAUCAUCCAUGCCUGCAUCAAUUUGAACGGGGCUAGCAUUGAGGAUAUCGACAACGGGCGAGGACUCCAAUGCCAUACGGCCCCCUUUUCCUGGAAACUGGUCUUUGAAUGCGACCAUCAGCUGUACGAGAUGAUCAUGACGGCCUGCACGCCAAAGGAGGAGGUGGAAUGGCGGACAAGGCUGUCCCGGCCGGUCAAGGACAGCUCCGAGCCAAGGGAUCCCAGUUGCUUCGGCUCUAUGGACUUGGACAUGAAAAGCCUGGGCACUGUGUUUGGCAAGCCAGGUACCAUUGCUCGGCGCGUGUCAAUUCAUCGGGCCACGACUGUUGGUCCGAAAUCACCGCUGUGCCAAGUUGUGCUGAAGAACACGAGCGUCGUACGGGACACGGCCAGCAGCGCCUCAGCAGCGUUGACCAUCAACCGCUCGCAGUCUCUUCUGGCCACGCAUGCGCGGAUCCGACGUCUGGAGCCGAGAGGUACUUCCUUUUCCGGGCAUGACGACUCGGGCACGGAGCGAACAUCUGGUUCGGGCCUCGGCAUCGACAGUGAUGAGGAAGCUCAGUGUUGCGAGCAUCACCAGUUCCUUCGCUCGGAGAUCUGGCAGUCUAACGCAUAA